Solanum dulcamara is the source of this 645-nucleotide messenger RNA. RefSeq names its product auxin-induced protein X15-like. Gene Ontology annotation, biological process: response to auxin. Bases 73 to 432 code for a protein of 119 amino acids. The transcript has a single exon. The record is from RefSeq and is a predicted model, not a curated record. Lineage: Eukaryota; Viridiplantae; Streptophyta; Magnoliopsida; Solanales; Solanaceae.
CUACAUACAAAAAUAUCACCACAUACCAAAAUUAGAAUAUUGAACAAUUAAUUCUAUAAAGCUCAUUGGUAUAUGGGGAAAGAAAUAAGCAAUGCAUGUAUAGUCAUGGUUAAGCUUAUUAUGGAAAAGUUCAAGAAUAAUCUUCUUCAAUUAAUUCCCAAAUUUGAUAUUGAGGAAUUUGUAGAAACCCCAAAAGCAAAUAAUGAAGUGGUACCAAAUGAUGUUAAAGAAGGACACUUUGCUGUAUUUUCAGUAAAUUCAGAGGAGGAGCCAAAGAGGUUUAUUGUGGAGUUGCAUUGGCUUUCUAAUCCAUCAUUCUUGAAAUUACUAAAACAAGCUGAAGAUGAAUAUGGAUUCCAACAAAAGGGUGUUCUUGAAGUUCCUUGUCGCGCCGCGGAAUUACAAAAGAUUUUGGAACUCAAGAUUGGAUGAAAUAUCAAAUUGUUUAUUAUAGCUAGGACAAAUUUUUCAAAUGUUUUUUCUGGUUGUCUAGUUUUGACUAAAUUAUAUAGUUUAGGCUAAGAGACUAUGUUAUAUACAAUGAUUGUGCAAAAAAAAAAAAGAUUGCACUAUGGAAUGAAAUACUUUAUUUUUUUGAUAAUAAAUCCAUCCGCACAAGACUUUCAUCCCAUGGUGAUAGGAGGU